Molecule: messenger RNA, 1454 nt
Organism: Didymella exigua CBS 183.55
Lineage: Eukaryota; Fungi; Ascomycota; Dothideomycetes; Pleosporales; Didymellaceae
Product: beta-isopropylmalate dehydrogenase
Exons: 7
Coding region: 37-1131 (364 amino acids)
Biological process (GO): L-leucine biosynthetic process
Cellular component (GO): cytosol
Molecular function (GO): NAD binding; magnesium ion binding; 3-isopropylmalate dehydrogenase activity
Source: RefSeq, a predicted model, not a curated record
CACUCAUGCUCGCUCAAUCGCACACACACAGCCAUAAUGCCUUCUUUCAACAUUGUAGUACUUGGUGGUGACGGCGUCGGACCUGAGGUCAUUGCAGAGGGCAUCAAGGUGCUGAAGGUCAUCGAGAAGCACACCGACGUCUCGUUUAACUUCCAGGAACACCUCUUUGGUGGUUGCUCGAUAGACGCGCACAACAACCCGCUCACGGACGAGACGCUCGAGGCAGCGAAGAAGGCCGAUGCCAUCAUCCUGGGCGCUGUCGGCGGACCGAAAUGGGGCACCGGCAAGGUGCGCCCCGAGCAGGGCAUCCUGAGGCUGCGCAAGGAACUCGGCACGUUCGGCAACCUGCGGCCCUGCUUCUUCGCGUCCGACUCGCUCGUCGAGCAGUCGCCGCUCAAGGCCGAAAACGUGCGUGGCGUCAACUUCAACAUCAUCCGCGAGCUGACGGGCGGCAUCUACUUUGGCGACCGCAAAGAGGACGAGGGCGACGGCAAGGCCAUGGACACGGAGCCCUACAGCGUCGAGGAGAUUGAGCGCGUGGUGCGGUUAGCCGGUAACCUUGCGUCGGUCGAGGAGCCCCCAGUGCCCGUCUGGAGCCUGGACAAGGCCAACGUGCUCGCCACGUCACGCCUGUGGCGGAAGACGUUCGAGCGCAUCAUGAAGGACGAGUACCCGCACCUGAAGUCCGGCACGCACCUGAUCGACUCGGCGGCCAUGCUGAUGAUCAAGAACCCGCGCGCGCUGAACGGCGUCGUCGUGACUAGCAACCUGUUCGGCGACAUCAUCUCCGACGAGGCCAGCGUCAUCCCCGGAAGCUUGGGGCUGCUGCCCAGCGCCAGUCUGGGAGGCAUUCCCGACGGCAAGACCUUGCUGAACGGCAUCUACGAGCCCAUCCACGGGUCCGCGCCCGACAUCGCCGGGCAGGGCAUCGUCAACCCCGUCGCGACAAUCCUGUCGAUGAGCAUGAUGUUCAAGUACUCGCUCUGCCUGCCGCAGUACGCUGCCAAGAUCGACGAGGCGACCAAGAUAGCAAUCGACAACGGCGUUCGCACAAAGGACAUUGGUGGCUCGUCGACAACGUCGCAGGUCGGUGAUGCGAUUGCCGCCGAGCUGGAGAAGUUGCUCCAGUAGAGGUUGCAGCAUGUAUACGCCGUAUGAUACAAAAUGGCCGGAGAUUAGUGUACAGAGGACAUGCACGCGAUACGUAAGAGGACUGUGCUAUCUGUGUUUCUCGUCAACCGUGAUGAUGGGUGAGAGUGAGUCGUGACAGUGUGCGUGUUGUGGGCACAGUACAGUAGAACGAGAGUGUUGAGCCUGGAAUCACGUGCUCACGCGCUCUGCCAUCCGAUGCACGAUGACUGAAUGCCGUCUCGAGUUUCAGCCGCACAAAAUCGGUGCCCACACCUUCGCGGGCGAGGCGUGGCAUGUGAUCUGAUCCUAGCAGUGUGGGGAAG